UUUAUGCUCAUGUGACCAAUUCAAGAUGUCCGCGCCCUUCAGAUUGGAGGCGUGACGUCGCUAGAGACAGAUCAAAACAGCUCGUCAAGUCUGCAAACUCUCAUUCAACUCUUCCUUGACACUUCUUUGACUCUGCCAACGAUGGAUAAGGACAGUCUGAUUCUCCCCAAAGACUUCCCAGAGCUGAAGAACGACACGUUUCUGAGAGCGGCUCGAGGAGAAGAGCUUGAGCACAUUCCAGUGUGGUGUAUGAGACAGGCUGGCCGCUAUCUGCCAGAGUUCAGGGAAUCGAGGGCAGGGAAGGAUUUCUUUGAGACAUGCCGCUCUCCUGAAGCUUGCUGUGAGCUUACUCUACAGCCACUCAGACGAUUCCCAUUUGAUGCUGCCAUCAUCUUCUCUGACAUCUUGGUGGUCCCUCAGGCCAUGGGAAUGGAGGUUCAGAUGUGUCCAGGAAAAGGCCCCACAUUCCCAGAACCACUGAAGGAGCCUGAAGAUCUGCAGAGACUAAAGACUAAAGUGGACGUGUCGUCUGAACUCGACUACGUGUUUAAAGCCAUCACACUGACACGACACAGAAUAGAGGGGAAAGUUCCUCUCAUCGGCUUCACUGGAGCUCCGUGGACUCUGAUGUCCUACAUGAUUGAAGGAGGAGGCUCCGUGACGCACUCCAAGGCUAAACGCUGGCUCUACAGGUAUCCAGAGGCCAGCCACAAACUCCUGAGCCAGCUGACAGACGUCAUCGUGGAGUAUCUGCUCGGACAAGUGCAAGCUGGAGCUCAGGCUCUGCAGGUUUUCGAGUCUCACACUGGUUGUUUGGGUCCAGUGGAGUUUAAAGAGUUCUCUCUGCCAUACCUGAGAGACAUUGCUCGCCGUGUUAAAGACCGGAUCAAAGAAUCUGGUUUGGACAACGUGCCUAUGAUUGUUUUUGCUAAAGAUGGUCACUAUGGGCUUGAGGACCUCUCGGAGUCUGGUUAUGAAGUGGUGGGUCUCGACUGGACCAUAGAUCCGCGUUCAGCACGUGUCAGGACUGGAGGAAAAGUUAGUUUGCAAGGCAACAUGGAUCCCUGCGCUCUAUACGCCACAAAGGAGCGAAUAUCAGAGAUCGUGAAGAGGAUGUUGGAGGGCUUUGGCACCAAGGGCUACAUCGCUAAUCUGGGUCACGGUCUGUACCCUGAUAUGGACCCAGAAAAUGUGGGCGCGUUCGUAGAGGCCGUUCACACCCACUCUCGCCAGCUCCUCAACCGCAAAUAAAACUCUAAUCUGCUAUCAGAAGACCUGAAGCACAGGAGAAACUACUUCUUUUUAUUUCACACCGUAUUGUUAAAUAUAUAAUAUACUUUUUGAUUUGAAUAAUUAACUUUCAUUUAAUAAUUAAUUAGUUAAUAAUUAAUUUCUUUUUUUUCCUCCUAAUGAUUUUGUGGUGAAAUGUGACCCAGAUAUUUCCUGACAGUCUUUUGAGAGAUUCGCCUGCUCUCAACUCAUCUCAAUGAUUAUAUAGUAUUUAAGACUAUUUUACCUACUUUUAAUAAUGGCUCCACUCUAAUCCAUCUAAUCUUUAAUAUAAUUUUCAGUCGAAACGCGUCUUUCUCGGUUGGAUUGAUGUGUUUUCAUUAGAGCCGAUGCACUGUACGAUCACAGAAGAAUGUGGAUGGAUGAAAUCUGAUUAAAUCCGAAGCUCUGUAUGGUUUGUUUUUAACGCAGUGCCAUAGUAACAUCUGGGCUGAGACUGUCUUGACUGGAAUUGUGACUGACGCUAAUGAACCUCCGAGAAUGUGUGUACAUAUCAAUGGCUGUUUUAUAUGACGCAAAAUAAAGAGUGAUCCUUUUAAGACAAA
Messenger RNA from Carassius gibelio (silver crucian carp), 1835 nucleotides. Its product is annotated as uroporphyrinogen decarboxylase. Gene Ontology annotation, biological process: heme biosynthetic process. The record is from RefSeq and is a predicted model, not a curated record. Lineage: Eukaryota; Metazoa; Chordata; Actinopteri; Cypriniformes; Cyprinidae. Gene Ontology annotation, molecular function: uroporphyrinogen decarboxylase activity. Bases 142 to 1251 code for a protein of 369 amino acids. Gene Ontology annotation, cellular component: cytosol. The transcript has 10 exons.